Molecule: messenger RNA, 1782 nt
Organism: Jatropha curcas
Lineage: Eukaryota; Viridiplantae; Streptophyta; Magnoliopsida; Malpighiales; Euphorbiaceae
Source: RefSeq, a predicted model, not a curated record
CUCUCACAACUCAAAAAAAUCACACAGGCACACUCUCUGUCUCUCUCUCUCUCUAUCUCAGAGAAAGAAAAGAAAGGAACUUUCUUUAUAGUUUCUAUUUCCUUCGUGUGCUAACGUGCGAGCUCCGCCACUGCUUAACGUUCGCUCUCUGAGAUAUGUCGUCGGCGGGAACAGUUACAACAACAAUUAUCAGAAUCUCGCGGUACAGGACGGCCCACUAGGAGAUUUAAUUUCAACGGUGGAGAUUGGAUCUCCUUUCGGACGCACGCCUAGAAAUGGAUGGCCAGAAAAGCCAAGCGAAGCUCACAAGAAACCAAUCGUCACUUCUCCGUUCAUUCCCUACCGUCCGAUCAUCCAUCCACAGCCUCACUUAUGUUGCAGAAGAGGACCUUAUCAGACCGGAGCAGAUGCAGCAGCAACAACAAAAGCAAGAAUUAGAAGAUAAAAUAAGAGAAGAUAGAAGAAAGCUCAACCGGUCUGGUUCAACCCCAAGAAGGACCGGUUCGGCUCGGUUCACACCUGUUCUUACUAUGAUUUCGCUUACUUUCUUUACUCUCUUCUCGCUUUCCUUCUUUUUCUUCUUCUAUUUGAGAAGAGAAGAAAUACCUACAUCAGAGAAUCUUUUAUUAGCUUUAAUUUUCAUUGCUAUAACCCUUUUCUUUGCAAGCAAGAACAAGAACUUAAUUAACCAGAAUUUAAUAGUAAUCAAGCAGUUAUGGGAAGAAAACACAAAAAGACUCAGUCUUUGCUCUUCAAGAACCAAAUCAAAGCAGAUUCAAUGGUUUAUCGGCGAGUCAAAUUCUGAUACCAACAAAGUCCGGAAGGAGAAGAAGAUUAUAAGAGAAGGAGUAGAGUUUUAUAGCAAUGGGGAUUUCUAUGAAGGAGAAUUUCACAAAGGCAAAUGCAAUGGCAGUGGAGUUUAUAACUAUUUUGUCAAUGGAAGAUAUGAGGGUGAUUGGAUUGAUGGGAGAUAUGACGGAUUUGGUAUAGAGAGUUGGGCUAGAGGGAGUAGGUAUAGAGGUCAAUAUAGACAAGGUUUAAGGCAUGGAUUUGGGGUUUAUAAGUUCUACACUGGAGAUUCUUAUGCUGGAGAGUGGUGUAAUGGGCAGAGCCAUGGUGUUGGAGUGCAGACUUGCUCUGAUGGAAGCUGCUAUGUGGGUGAAUUCAAGUAUGGUGUCAAGCAUGGACUUGGUGUUUACCAUUUUAGAAAUGGGGAUAGGUAUGCUGGUGAAUAUUUUGGAGACAAAAUCCAUGGCUUUGGUGUUUACCACUUCGCCAAUGGCCAUUGCUAUGAAGGGUCAUGGCAUGAAGGCCGGAAGCAAGGUUAUGGCAUGUAUACUUUUAGAAACGGCGAUGCAAAAUGCGGUGAAUGGGAUGUUGGUACUCUUAAGACUCCUCUAGCUCCACUAACCGAUGCAGUCCUUAGAGCCAUUCAGGCUGCAAGAAAAACAGCUGAAAGUGCUAUUCGCCUUCGCCGGGUGGAUGAUCAAGUGAACAAAGCAGUUCAGGCUGCAAACAAAGCUGCCACUGCUGCUCGAGUUGCUGCUAUCAAAGCUGUUCAAAACCGGAUGGAUGGAAAAUUUUGCGAUACGAAUGUGUAAGAAUUUUAGCUUUUCCAUUAAAAAAAAGUGUACAUUUUUACUAAUUUUAUGUACUUGGAAGAUGUCGCCCCGAUAAGCAAAAGCUUAUCAGAGGUUGAGAGUGUCUAAGGCUUCUUUUAUCACACUGUAACUUGUAAAUACACCAUGUAAAUCAAUCAGUGGAAGAUGAUUUUUUUUUUCA